Messenger RNA from Babesia bovis T2Bo, 1001 nucleotides. RefSeq lists its product as uncharacterized. The coding region runs from base 272 to 982 and encodes 236 amino acids. The record is from RefSeq and is a predicted model, not a curated record. NCBI's taxonomy places the organism in Eukaryota, Apicomplexa, Aconoidasida, Piroplasmida, Babesiidae. The transcript is spliced from 9 exons.
CAUUGAGGAAUAACUGUAAUUUAUAUGUAGAUUAAUGUAAUAGAUGCUACAUUUUCUUUAUUGUAAAAUGGAAUUUUCUUUUCAUGGCACCAUUUAAUAACGAUGGAAGGUAUUAAAGCACUGCCACCGGGUCAACCAUAUCGUGGCCUGCCUAUCCUAUGUGGAAUCAUGAUGAUUGUGGGAUCCUGUAUAGAAAUUAGCCUUAUCAACGCCGGCUUCUACAACAAACGCAAUAUAGGCCCUAAGGAAUCCACAGAAUAAACUCGCAACUAUGGAAUCUAUGAAUCGAAAGUGGAGCACCAGCUGCCUGGAGCUAAUUUCUGUAAGGCUCGAGCAUCUGGAUAAAAAAUAUUCGACGAUACUAGAGCGUUAUGAAUUAAAUCAUCAGAAUAUAGCCGGUAGAUUGGAACAAAUAAAAACCGAUGUAUCCCAAUUGGAAUCUGAUAUGGAAAUGAACAACAAAGUCAACUCUGUUUAUGAUGGGUUGAGCUCACAAUUUGAUGGAGAUAUCGUCACAAUAAAAACGGAAGCGCAGAAUUGGAUCAGCGGUAUGACGAUGGCCCUGGACCUACAUGCAAGGCAGCAAUUGGAAAAAAUAUCUUUUGAUGAAUGCGUAAAACAUGAACAAAGGGACAUAGCAAUGCUUGAAGCAAUGGUAGAUAAAUUACGUCACUUGCACGGGAAUGUUCUUGAGGGAUUGGCAUAUACCGUAGAGAAGCGGCAAAAGGCGGAGCGGGAAAUAAUUGAAAACAUAUCUGAAGAAACGAAAAAACUCCUGAUAGAGAAAAAGAGCUACGAAUCGAACAAAUGCAAGAUAAAAUCGGAACUGUCGACGCUUAUAGGUGCUCUAGAAAAACAAAUCAUAUCUGAAGUGGAUACCAUGAAACAUGCUCGUGAUGAAUUUGAAGAUUUCGUUCUGGAUACUUUGGAACAACAGAUGACGGCAUUCGCAACUUCCAAGUUUUCUCCUCUUAGAAACUGAACAUAUUACCGUUGUCGAU